CGGGGCUUUUUGUCGUGGCUGCGCGGCGCUGUCAGGAGUCGUCGCAGGAUGUGGGUGACGCGAGCCGGCGCGGCGGAACUGGCGGAGGCGGAGUGGGCGGCAGUGUCAGGAUGUCGGUGGUUAUGUGCCAGUGCCUGAUGCCCGGACCUCGACUUAUGGUGGUGCCUGCCCUCACUCGCGGUGCCAACACCAGCUCGCGCUCACCUUGUCAUUGCUCGUGACGCCAUGCCGCGUUAGCGUUUGGCGAGGCGUCCUUGAGCAGCCCAAAAGACGGAGCCAAGUGAUUCACUUUGAACGCCGGACCUUCCUUUCGGAUUCAUUUGUAUUAAAGCAGAAAAGAUACUGCGUGCGAUUGCGAAGGUGGGAUCAACCCUGCAUAUCAAUGCUGUUGCGAAUCCUCAGCGGAAUAGCAGUGUGAGCACGGAUUCGGCGUAGCCAACAGAGGCUUGGGAUGAAUGAAUCAGAAUGUGUAUUUCUGAUGUGAAGGACAAUACAGGAGUACUGUUCCAUUUUAAGCUGGUCGUUUGGAAUUAACGCGACCGGCCGCGCUUUGUUGCAGAGUGCAUGCAAGUGGAAUAUCAGAGUGCAGAUCGAGGCCGAGCGCUCGCAGAAGUGUCCCAUCGCAGCACAAAGCUCGUCGCCCUCCGUGUUGCCCCAGCACGCGCCUAAGCUGCUCUUCGGUUGAGUGCAUCACGCUCUAUCACGACCCGGUGUUCAUGCUUUCUCUGUGAACUUGGUAACCUCGGACGCUCCCACGCUGGUUCAGAACAGCAGGGAGGGAGGGGAUUGGCGUCCCGGACUGGCUGGGGGAACCUGCACACGCUGCCACGGGGGAUGUGCGUUCGGCCGUUCGUUCGCCUGUGCUCUCGGCCGCCAGCCAUAUCCUGAACUGACGCUGAUCCUGUGCGGGCGUCCGUGCGAGCUGCGCGUUCUCGUGUGAUCGUAGCUUCUGGCGGCCAACGAAACGUGUGUUGAAAAGGGAAAGUCGCGACGUGACUGCGUUUGUACGUAAGCCCCCCCCCCCCCCCCCUUCAGAAAAAAAAUCCUAAUGUGAAGACACGGCCGAGACCUUUGUGACGCGCGGAGAACUGGGUCUCCUGCAACCCCCUCCUCCCCACUCCCCUCGCCCCUCCUGCCGCUCCCCACGCCCCACCUCCCGGUUCCCUCGCCCCUCCUCCACGCUCCCCGCGCCUCUCUCCCAAACAUACCCUUGAGACGAACUGCUUCUCCCCCAUCCACACUCUCGUCCCUCGUACAUGUUAUUCGCGUCUUUUUGUUGACCCGGAGGAGAGUUUUAUUUGUUUAGGUGUUGAAGUGUGCGUGUGCGGCGGGUCGCCAGGAAGAGCCUGUUUGGAGGUGCCCCGCUCGCCGAGUUUGUACAGAGAUCUCGGUCGCGAGGAAGGGGUUUUGCCCGAGUGACGGGGUAAGGAGGGGUGAGGGAAGGGAGUCUGGCCGGGUGCCCGGGGAGACCUAGGGGUGCCAGCGCCGGCUGUGUGCCCAACCCCCCUCUUGGUGUCUCAGUCACAGCCCCAGCAGCAGCAACAGCAGCACAAGGAGCGCCUCGCCAGCACCAUCAGCCCGCCCCGGCAGUCCCGGCCGCUGGUGAGAGGGGCGCGCCCGUGUGCUAGGCGCUCUCUCUCUUGCACGGCUAUCAUGUGUGUUGUUGGUGAUCAUAGUCUGCUUACUCGCGCCCCCGCGGCCCCCGGUGCCCAGCGGGACUUUCCCCUGUUGCGCCGCUAGUGAGAGCUGCGCUUGGACGCGGGAGUGAAACUGGAGUGGGACUUGUGCAGUGAGCAAGGUUGUGCAAGUGGGCGGCGAUUUGAGUUGCAGCUCCGUUUUGCUGCGCGAUGUCGGGCUGUACCAUGGGGGGGCAGGAGGCGUCAGAAGUGCUCCCCUGGUGGAGUCCCGGGAUCGUGCUGGUCCCGAACCGCGGGCGCCCCCACAACGCGCGCGAUCCGCUCCGCGAGCCCUUCGACAGUGCUCAGACAAGGCGCGAACGGCAAGAGCUGCGCCGCAGACGCACUCACAAGGAACGCAAGAGAAAAGUUCUCGUGGAAGACAGUCCCGGGGCGCCGAGGAGCGGGAGGUGGCUGCCGGAGUGGUUGGUCGAUGCCGUGGCGACCGUGUGGAAAUGGACGAUGAGCUUGGGGAUGGUGAUGCUGGUGAGGGCAAUAGGCGCAAUUUGGAAAAGUUUGGGAGGUGCAGAGAACUUGUGGGCGGAGAGGGUGAGUUGGAGCAGCGAGCGUGACACCAAUGAGUCAGAUUCUGGUGAGGGGCUCAGUGUGUCUGCCACCCGACCCUCGUCCGGGCCACACGCUCCACCCUGCGGCACACCACCACCGCCGCCGCCACCCCCGCCACACCUGCCCGACCAGCCACACCUCAGCCAUCAAGCCUGCCUCCUCCCUGCCACCCACACUGACGAUACACUUGACACUGCAGGCUCCCGAGAGCCACGUCGUGUGCCUCGCUCCUCCAUGAUCCAUCCUACACGCGACCCUCAAUCGCCAGCGCCUCCUCCUCCUUUCCCCUCUUGCUCUCCAAGUGUCGUCCCACGUGCUAGUCCGCCUCCCGGUGCCACCCACAGUGAUAGUCGCUCGACUGGUGCCACCACAAGCCUUGCACAAUCUCCGGGUGCCACUGAACGCCCUCCGGUUGUCACUGAACUUGUACAUUCUCCGUCGUGCCACAGUGAACCUGCUGGACAGGAAGAUGACAGGUUGCAAAGUGAGAAUGUGCAGUCAGCAGUUCCGUGUGCAACUUCCUGGAUCAGCAAGGCAAGGGAAGGGACCAGCAUGGACUCAGCGGGACAAGAUACAGGUGUCCAGGUUCUGGCGGCCAUGCGAGGCUUUAGCUCUGUGCAGGAAGAGAUGAUGCGUGCCAUCAGAGAUGCCAAGGAAACGUCCCUCGCCCUCAUCGAAGACCGGCGCGAUAGUGUGUCCUCUGUGACUAGUAGUGGCUCCCUUGGCUCCCUCGGCUCUCUCGACGCCUACCUGGCGGCAGCCGGUUUAGAGUCGAACCUGAGUUCGUCGGUGAACUCUGCUCGUGGCAGUCCGCUGCCCGAUCAUGACGUACCCUCAGUGAUCGAAGCGGCGCCUCACGCGGCCGCCGCCCCCCUUCCCCGCGAUUACGACCAGCGGCUGGAGGAGGACAUCGAAGCCUCCCUGGCGCUAGUGGACCACCACUCGCCGUCUGACACAGACACCGAAAUAGAAGAUAUCUCUAAGGCCGACGAGGAGGUAAAUGUUAGGGGCAACCUCGUGCUGGAGAUUCAUCGGCGCCAGUGGUCCCCAGACGCCACCUUCCCGAAGGACUUGACGCCUCCUGUCAGGACUCCUGAGGAUAUUCUCCCGCCCCCUGAACUCUCCCUUAAUCCCGCUGACCCCAGGGUACAGUCCGAGAGUCAGGAAGUGAUCCGAGCGAUAGUGGACUUAGCAAGGGACUCGACCCAGGAGGCAGUUUGUAGCGAUCCCUUUCCUCUGCCUGCUGAAGCUGCAGCGUCUCGACCUGAGAAGGUACAGACCUCAGUGUUGUGUCCAGGUGUCCUAACAGAAACGUCAGAAAAUGGUGAAUCAAAUUUAACUGAAAGUGGCCUUGAAGGUCGUAUUACUUAUGAUGUUGAUAAGAAAUUUGAAAAGAGAAAUGUUGAGGGAAGUUUUUGUGACGUUCCUGUAAUCCCCCCGAGCUGUUUUGACGUAGGAGUGAGCGAAGUCUCUCGAAGAGGUGAAGAAGCAGAGUGUAAUAGGAGUGCGGGUGAUCAACAUACGGCAACACCGCCAGAGCAAGAUGAUAUUCCCCACAGGAGGUCACCCGAUAGUGGUCCAGGGAGCACACUCCUCGUCCUAUCCGACACUGCGUGCGCCUCGCCCACGCGCACGUGGAGCCCCGGCCAGGCCUCCUCUGAGCCGUGUGUGACGGAAGGAAAGGUAUGUGAUGAUACCGAGACAGUAACAACAGCAACUGCAACAAUAAGAACAUCAGGCGCGGGAGAGCAGGCAGCUGCACCGCAUGUGGAGGAAAGGGUAAGGGAAGGAGCGGGAGCAGGACCCCCCCUCCCGCACCCCCUUCCCCUCCCUCUCCCUCUUCCCCAGGCACACACUCACGCACCGCCAUUGCCACUGCCUCCAUUACGACAUCACGCACUUGCACCGCGAGAAACCAAAUCAAUGAUUCUGACAAAUGAUGAUGAGGAUGACGAUGACGACGACGACGACCUAGCGGACCUGAUGGUGCCCAAGAGCGAGCCCAGCCUGCCGAAGCUCGACAUCACCAGCCUGAGGAACGAGAUCAGCGCCAUCAGGGCAGAGAUCCUCACCCGAAAGGGCUCGCACUCCCACGCCAAGGAGGAGUCAGAGGAGCGCUGCUUCGUGUCCUCCUGCGACGACAUCACCAACCUGCGCGAUGAAAUCCUCUCGCUCAAGCAGGACUUCUACUCCCUGCUCAGCGAGAACACGGCCAGCCCCAAAAGCGGCUCCAAGAAGCAGAAGAAGGCGCACAAACAGCACCAACACCUCAAGGGGCCGAUGCUCAAGCACCAGCUCAAGUCCAUCAGCAUCGACAACGUGGACGACAUCAGGAAACAGUCCGUCAGGGACCGCAAAGGGGGCUUCGCGCCCUUUGGGGCCGAGGCGAAGUGCAAGAGGGGCCUCAGCAGGUCCAGCAUAAAUGUAGCACAGGACCUGAAGGAGGAGCAGGAGGGCAGCAGCAGUAGCAUUAGUCGCCCCUCCAGCGAGGUCUACUACAGUACCCAGAUCAGCACUGAGUCCUAUGAAUCUGCCGCCAGCGAACUGCCCGGGCUGAGGGCUUCCCCGCCGUACAAGGCCCUGGAAGAGGACGACUCGAAGGAAGGCUCGGUGAGAGCGUCGAGCGUGACGAGAAGAUCGACUCGGGUGAAAGAGGAGGAGGAGGGCGGAGACGAGAAGAGUCCGUUAGAGUGCAGUGCGAGCAAGGCGGAGAUCCUUUCCGAUGAGGAUAAUGAGGAGAAGGAGGAGGAGGAGGAGGAGGAGGAGGGUGAGGGUGACACAGAUGAUGGAGAUAGCGACACCACCGAAGAUGAAUGUCAACAGAUUUUGAAAAAUAGUCGCACGACGAGUGUCGAGAGGGUUUUAUACGGCAUCGAUCCGCCGCCAUAUAAGAUCCGAAGAACGGACAUUCGGGAGCGCGAGUUCGAGGAAGAGGAGCGCGAGGAGCUCUUGGGCUCGGACGAUGAGGAGCAGGAAGACCCCUUCGACUACUGCAAGGGUGGAUACCAUCCAGUCAAAAUUGGUGAUCUGUUCUAUAACAGAUAUCACGUGAUCCGCAAGUUAGGAUGGGGCCAUUUCUCCACUGUUUGGCUGUGUUGGGACCUUCAAUUGCAGGUGCUGGAAUCCUUGGAUUACCUACACACAAAAUGCAGAAUUAUCCACACAGACAUCAAGCCAGAAAAUAUCCUUGUGUGUGUGGAUGAGUCGUACAUCAGAAAACUUGCUUAUGAGGCAACCCAGUGGCAGAAAAUGGGACUAAAGCUACCUGGUUCUUUGGUGAGCACUGCCCCAAAGCAUUACACUCAGCCCGAUCCAAAUGCCAAAAUGUCAAAAAAUAAGAAGAAAAAACUGAAGAAAAAGCAAAAGGCAAAGCAGGCAUUGCUGGAGAACCAAAUGAGGGAACUGGAGGAACUAGAAGAGAGGGAAGCACGUCUAGCUCUCGAGGCUUGCGAGCUGCACACGCCAAACACUUCUGUGCUAAGUAAUGACUCAAGUUUAGAAGAGAGCAGCACUAUGGAACCUCAGACCAAUGGACAGCAGAGCGACAAGCCACCAGAAGUGCUGGAAGAGGAAACCGUAAAGAUUCAAGUAGGGGACACUUCACAAGAGAAAGUGCAGCCUCCACCAAAGCUACCCCCACAGCCCAGCCUAAUCACCCCAAGCCUCACCCUAGAGGAGGAGGCCCAACAGAAGCUUGAACACCGCAAGAGUCUAGCUGAGAUGUGUGAGGGCGAUGUACGACCAGGUGGGGCAGUGGGGCUCUCACUAGACCCUCUCAUGAAUGGCCACGACAGUCCUCGCCCAACACUAGGUCGCUCAGAGUCUGAGAUAACCCCAGACAUGAGGCUUCCCCCUGAGGAUGAAGAAGGUGAGGAUGGAGGAGCUAAUUCCAGUAACACAAGUGGAGGCAGUAACAGUGGCAGUGCAGUUGGAAUGCGCAGAGUAGCCUCGUGCCCAGACCACAAAGCCAUUGACCGCACGCCAGACCCAGUUCACGAAGUGUGUGACAUGAAGGUCAAGCUGGCUGAUUUAGGUAACGCUUGCUGGGUGGAUCAUCAUUUCACUGAAGAUAUCCAGACUCGACAGUACAGGUGCCUGGAAGUCCUGCUCGGAGCUGGUUAUGGUUGUCCUGCUGACAUGUGGAGUACUGCCUGCAUGGCAUUUGAGUUGGCCACUGGAGAUUAUCUGUUUGAGCCACACAGUGGAGCUGAUUAUACUCGUGAUGAGGACCAUCUAGCACACAUCAUUGAGCUUCUUGGUAAAAUUCCCCGUCAUAUAGCCCAUUCUGGAAAAUACUCAAAGGAAUUUUUCGACAAGAAAGGUGAUUUGCGGCAUAUCACAAAGCUCCGUCCCUGGGGCAUGUUUGAGGUGCUGACAGAGAAAUACGAAUGGCCAGAGGAUGAAGCCCGAGCUUUUAGCGACUUCCUGAAUCCAAUGCUGGCUUUUGAACCAUCAGAACGCGCUACUGCUGGAGAGUGCCUCAAACACCCAUGGCUCAACUCAUGAACACAAGCUGAACCUGCUCCCUCCGACCACUUUCUGGUAAAAAGUCUCUCAGUCUAAUCGUUAGACUUGCCAGCUUGAGCAUAAAAGACUUUACGCUAUCAGAGAGUGGCAACCUUGGCCUUCACUUGGCUAUUUGUGUAUAUGCACUUAUGAUGGUGAUUCGGUAUCAGGGCAAAAACCAAAGAUGACUCCAUAGAAUGGCAGCUGUUAAGCAAGGUUCCAGAUCAGCUCACUCCAUUCUGUCUCCAAAGUAGUGAGUGUCACCACAGCACAUAAAUAGUUAAGUGAAGUGAAGGUUGAGGGGGCUCAGUGUACACACACCAGGGUUCGCCUUGGGGUUAUCAACCCUAUUUUUGACCAGAAGUGCUUUUGACUCUUGAUAAUAAAAGAAAGGAUUUUUAGUUUGGUUCUAUCAGCUCUGAUAAUACCUAGAGACUGCUUGGAGGAACCAGUAAUCUCUGUGAAAGUGUCUUAGUAUGAUUAUGAUAAUGAAUAUGGUGAUGAUGAUAAUUAUGUUGGUGAUUGAUAAUGAUGUGUCCAGUGGUUCUGCUGUGAGUGUAUAUAAAAACAGAUGGUUGCUAUCCUCUCAAUGUCCAUAAUAGUACAUAUUGCAGAGAGGGGACAUUUGGAGGAAUCAUUUGCUCUUAUGAUGAUUUAACUGCUCAAACCACAAAUAUUUGUAAGAAGCAGCAGAUCUAAAAGAAUUACCUGCAUGAGAAAGAUGACAACAAACCAAUUCCACCAGCACUGCUGCAGAACUUCGGAUAAUGUUAGUACCAAGGACCAUAUGCCCAGAUGACCUGUGGUGUUGUGUUGUCGUGCACAAUGGGAUGGCUCUUUUCCAUACAUUCAUUUUAAUAAUUAUGUAAAUAUUGCACGACUGUGAAGUUGGUUUUCCAUCAGCCCUGAUUUUUUAAAAGUCGGCUUCUAAUGACUACUGAUGGAGGAAUUUGUUUCUUGCAUGUUGGAACUCAAAACUGCAACUUACAUCACUAGAAAACAGUUAUGUUAUUCAAAGAUAGUUUACAUUAUUAAUCUAUUCAUUUCUUUCUAACAAUAUUGAAAUUCAUUUUUUCUGUAUGUAGAAGGCAAUAUAUUGAGUUAAUCAUAUAUUAUCACAAUAUUACCAUCCUUUUGUUAGAGUUUACAGUCUUCUGCUUCAUCUUAUAAUCUUAACUGCAGUGUUCUGAUGUCCCAACUUUGGAAACAACCAAAUAGCAGGGCUGAUGUUCUAUAACAUAUGAUUAGCCUUGUAGCCUGAAUGCAAUAUUUUGUCCACCAUUGAAAUUAUAUACUGAAUGCAGGCCCUCCUAAAAGUCGGUAGAACCCUGUCCAGCUGGCUGUAUACCAAGUACAACCCCCACCCCACCCCUCCCCUGACCCUUCCCUCUCCUUGUUCCUCCUUCAUUGAUGAAACCCGUAACCCUGUGGAUCCAGAAGAUGAUAGGCUUCUUGUCCCCUCUCCCUAUUGAGGCUACUAGGCUCUGUGUUUUCUGUAUAUUUAGCCACAUCUGUAAGAUGUCAUGCAUAUGCAUCAGUGAUUAUGAAUAUAAUUUAUUUUUACUCCAUUUUAGAUAUGCACCUUUGUUUAGUAGAUUAUCUUUCAUUGUCACAUAAGUGUAGGGUUCAUUUAUGUCUCCCCCCUUUGUGACUCUGUUCCACCAGCCAAUAGUGUUAUCGAUGGCAAGUAAUGCAGCUGUGGCACCUCCUCCUGCCUCUGCCCACACUCUGGUCCAUAUUAUAUUAUUUUAUUUUCCAUAUUUGCAUCACUGGUAACAUAUAGAAAUGUAUGAACAACUGUUUGAGGCAAAUGUGUUUUUAGUGGACAAGUGUUGGUAGCAGGUGCGUAGGUUGCAGGUGCCCACAGAAACGUGUCGGGUGGGCUCAUACCUGCAUACGGAGCAUCUCCCAUUCUCAGGCCAACAUUGUCUUAUAUUAAGAUGGCUCUAACCUUGCCAAGGGUGCAGCAGGUUAACAAACUUUGUACCACAAUAAAGAAUUUGGGCCUUGCUGCUGUGGUAGACUUGUCCGAUCCUCUGUAUAGCAGGCAUAAUGAUAAUGGUACUCUUGAUAGUAAAGGUGAAGCACACCAAAAUGGUAUUUCAUUUUCAACCCUAUACAUACUGUGAGAUGUAUGCUAUUCUUAAGGCCGGUUGUUUUGCCAGGUGAAUAAAGGCUACUUUUUGUCAUAAAUUAUCUUUUUUUUUAUCUUUCAACUUGUAUUUGUCUUUAUUUGUGUGAACUUUUCAUUUGUAUGGAGUUUGUCUGUAAGCUUUAUAAUUUAUCCUAAUAUUUGCAAAAAAUAUUAGCAGGUAGGCCCUCAUUGAUUACCAGCAUAAUGUAAGAAUGAAACUGGUGGGCUGAACAUUUUACAUAUAGGAAAUCUUUCAACGAGGACCAUUCUUGGGGCUCCUUAUGAAAUUGUAAAUGAAGGAUGGUUUCAAAAUGAAAUAAAUAAAAAAAUAAGA
Messenger RNA from Penaeus chinensis, 9217 nucleotides. RefSeq lists its product as uncharacterized. The transcript has 10 exons. Gene Ontology annotation, biological process: spliceosomal complex assembly; regulation of mRNA processing; protein phosphorylation. Gene Ontology annotation, molecular function: ATP binding; protein kinase activity. Bases 1848 to 6749 code for a protein of 1633 amino acids. The record is from RefSeq and is a predicted model, not a curated record. Lineage: Eukaryota; Metazoa; Arthropoda; Malacostraca; Decapoda; Penaeidae.